AAUAAAAAAAAAAAAAAAAAGGAAUAAAUUGAGUAUGGCUCAAAUAGGAAAAUUGGAGGCCAAGGCUGAAAUCAAAUGCCCCCCAGCAAAGGUGUUCAACUUCUUCAAAUAUGACAUGAACAAAUUUACUGAUAUGUUUCCCCAGAUCUUCAAAGGUGCUCAAUUGCUUGAAGGAGAGGAAGGUCAAGCUGGAAAUGUCAAGUCCUUUGAUUAUGUACUUGGCAAGGCAAUGAAUGCGAAGGCAAAGACUGAAGCAAUAAACGAGGGAGAACGAUCCAUAAGCCUUUCAGUCCUUGAAGGAGAUAUUCUGAAUCUGUACAAGAGUUUUAAGGCCAAAAUUAGUGUGGAUGAUGGCCAUGUCACUUGGUGUAUUGAGUUUGAGAAAGCUGACGAGUCUGCCCCAAAUCCAGACGAUUAUGCGGCGCUUGCUGUUGAGAUCACCAAAGGAUUGGAUCAUUAUCUUCUAAACAAUAUUAAAUAAUUGAUAAGCUUAAUUUGUGUGUUUGGAUAAUUAUAAUUACAACACUCUAUAAUUACUUCCAGAGGGAAUUCAGGUUCUAUGUAAUAAGGACAGUUUGUACGUGCAUCUUGCCCACUCAGAAAAACGUGUCUACGACUUUGUGUAUUGAUGAUUAAUAUGGGAAUGAUUCGAAACUAUUAAGCUUAAUUACAUAUUGUUGCAGCUUCAUUUGUGCAUUUUUCAUUUCUUUAGCAGAUAAUACUAUUUUAGUUUUUAUGUUUAGUAUUUAGACCAUGUACAAUGGUUGUCUUAAUAAGCAAUUGCUUAGAAUAUUUUAGUAUUAUUUUGGUGGGACCCUGUGCCAUUAAGCAAUUCUAUGAUUUAAGCAAUUCAAUCCCACAAUGGUGAAUUUAAAUUCUGGUUGAAGCAAUUUUGGAUUUCUCAUCCUCUCUCUCAUGUCUUGCGCCAUUUUCUGGUUCAUUGGCCCACAAAUUCUGAUUGCUUGUGGAUUGCUUAUUCAAGCAAUUGCUUAACCUAAGCAAUUGCUUGUCUUCUCUUCACAAUGGAAAAUUGCUUAAAUAGCAAUUGCUUAUUUUUAAGCAAUCAGUUA
Striga asiatica is the source of this 1070-nucleotide messenger RNA. Lineage: Eukaryota; Viridiplantae; Streptophyta; Magnoliopsida; Lamiales; Orobanchaceae. The record is from the annotation of a GenBank genome assembly.